CUCUUUAAAUCGACAGGAAGUGCGAGUUGAGUUCCAGCUUCAGAUUAUAGUGUUGUUCGCUGCGGUGGCCGUUACAUGGGUUUUUCGACGUCAGGGUGUAAAGGUCUUUAAGAAAAUUAUCACAUGCUGUUACUGUCCACUCGUCUGUGAGCAGAGCGUGUUAUCUGUGGAUGUUAGUAUGAAUGGUAAGGUCGGGAAUGGAGCAGCGGGCGGUGUGCUGGCCUGUAUCGAGGGUCUUCCGCCGCUGCCCAAGAGCCUGAGCGGACUGCUCAACUCCAGCGGCGGCUCGUGGAGAGAGAUGGAGAGGAUGUACGUGAAGAAGACCAUGAUUCAGGACGACUUGAGCCGAGGAAGGAAUAACACGGACAGUGUGCUGGCCAAUAAACCAGCAAACCUGGAUGCCGCCCUUGCUUUGCUCAGAAAAGAGAUGGUUGGUCUGCGGCAGCAGGACAUGUCCCUGCUCUGUCAGCUCUGGUCCCUUCACGAGUCCAUCCAGGAGUACAAGGGCAGCUGCCAGGACCUCUCCGCUGUGUCCAGCGCGGAUGGACCCUACGGGAUGGAGAACGGUUAUUUCGACGAAGAUGAGGAAUAUUAUACUGAAUCCGGUAUGACGCCAGCCGAGACGCCCGAUGGAAAUGACACCUCUCCUAAAAACGGGACAACCAAAGAAGGCUGGAUACAUGACUCGUUCCAUAUCACAAUCUAAAACACUUGACUUUUAUUCUGUAAUAAAUACAAGCUGUGCCAUUAUUUAGUUUGCUGGCAUUGUUUAGUUUUACAGCAGACUCUUUCUACAGGACAUAUAACUGAGAAUUAUUAUUUAUUGUAUGAUAUUAUAUAUAGUAUUAUUUUUCUUCUGAUUUAAUCACCAUUGGAAGUUUUAUAGGAUCUUUUUAAUAAGGGGCGAAGCAUAUCAUUUCAUAAUAAGGUUUACAGUAAAUCAUGUUAAACUUGUAUUGAUGGAUUUCUAGACUUUAGUUUGAUGCUUCACCCCUCUGAAUAUCGAAAAGUCUUAUUUCUUGUUGAGCAGUCGCUCGCUGGGUGCUUGCAGAAGACGGGGAUUUGUUUUUUUAUCGAAAAUAUGAAUUCUGAACAUGCUGGAAAUGCUAUGUAUUCUUUGCUGAACUGUAAUCCAGGGUCUAACCAGCACAAAGAUCUUGUGACAGCAUCACCAAAACAAAACGCAAUGUCCCAGUUUGCUCUUUGCAUUAUGUAUUGUGUAACUCCUUAGGAACAUAUAGUAAAUUGAUAACCAGCUCCAGAACAUUUCAAUAGUAUUUCCUUCUCACCUUGUGUAAACCUAUCAUAGAUGGUGUAUUGUAGAUGUUUUAUUUAUUUCCUCAUCAUUGCUGCUUGGAUUCAGUCUUCCGUUGUGCUUGAACUUCCUCUCUGUGCAUAUCAUGGGAGUGUCAUCCUGUCUUUUUUUUUUUUUUUUUUUUUUUGCUCAAAUGACUUGCAUAAGGUCACCUGUAUUCAUAAUGUGAGAUAAUAAACUUUGUUUUGGCAAAUACAAUGCCCAUUAAAUACACCACAAAGAUUCAGUGUGUGCAUAUCAUAGCAUGCCAAAAUGUAAGCAUUUUACCUCUACAAGAACACUAAUGUUAGCCGAGAGAUAAUGUCUUCUACCUCUAAUGUGUUUGAGCUCUGAGAUCUUUUUUUUUUUGUCACACCAGCAGACACAAACAAGUAGCUAUUAUUAAUAGCCAGCAUUUACACAAAUCCUGAUUCAAUUUGAACACACUCUUACUAUAUAUUAAACAUUCUGAUGUAUGAAAAAUGUUUAUGUAACCAGCAAGGCUUUAGGUGCUUUGAGUAAAAUCAGCACUGGACUUUACACAUCGUGCCUUGACGCACCUUGGCUUUGAAUCCAGGUGUUUCUGCCAUCUCUGCUAUCAUACAGUUUCAUAUCUACAUCCAGCAUCUUCAUGCAUCCAUUUCAGUCCCUCUCAUUAACAGAAUGUAAAUGUCUGCUCACCACCGUCUCAUUAUCUUCUACCCUGCAGUGAUUUAUUGCUGUGAUCCUGCUUGGAAAUUCCCACUCGGUUUGUUUUGUAAUUUGCAUAGAAGUCAGUAAAAGUGGUUUCUGGCCUGUUUGCUCUCCGUGGUUGGUUGUGAAGUGAUUUCUGCAGUUGCUGCGGUUCUGCGUACGAAGAUCUGGUUAGAUGGCGUUUGUGUUUUUGUUUUUGAAUGCUUUUCCAUUUUUUUAAAAUGUAUUUAAAUGCAAAACAUUGCAUAUGUGAGGUUUGAACUGAUCAUUGAUACAGGAAUGAUCCUUUUGUAUGUUCUAUUGUGUGUGUUAGCGAUAUAAAAUAAAUGCAAUAAUGUAUGGUC
Messenger RNA from Carassius auratus (goldfish), 2331 nucleotides. Its product is annotated as protein FAM89A. Bases 179 to 706 code for a protein of 175 amino acids. The record is from RefSeq and is a predicted model, not a curated record. NCBI's taxonomy places the organism in Eukaryota, Metazoa, Chordata, Actinopteri, Cypriniformes, Cyprinidae. The transcript is spliced from 2 exons.